AUGUCGAACCCGGAGAAAACGGCGCUGUUUGGUGCCCAGCCCGUUGGCUUGGCCUCACACGUUCAAGACUCCUCCCAUUUCGAGCCCGUCGUUAAGUACGCCCAAGUUGAACCUGAUGAUGGUCUGGAAGUCGUGCUGGAUAGUGGGCUCGAGGUAGUGCCUGGCCAGAAAGACUCCGCCAAGUGGAGGAAGACUUGCAGCUACAGACAAACGAAUGUCGCACCUUCACAUGACGAGUUGCUGGAUGAGAAAGCUGCCGCUACCGGUCCGUAUCUCGAUGAAGGCCCGCAGAUUCCCGGGCGACAUGAGUACGAACUGCACGAACUGCCAUCGGCUAGCGAACAGAUAGAUUCCAACCGGAUCUGUGGCUGCAAGCGACGGUACUUCUGGAUCAUUCUAGCGGUAGCCAUCUCGGUUGUUCUGGCCAUCGCCCUUGGCGUCCCUCUCGGGAUCGUUUUUCAAAACAAAUCCCGUUCUGCUAGCUUUAAGCGCGUCUACGAAGUCGACAGCAUUCACACAGUCCCCAUCUUCAAUUACGACCAUAGAUUCAACUACGACCAUAGAUUCACCUACGACCAUAGAUUCACCUACGACCACAGAUUCGCCUACAACCAUAGAUUCACCUACCACCACAGAUUCACAUACGACCACAGAUUCUACGACCACAUUUCUAUUCCGCUGGUCAAACUGGCAAUUUCUUGGGUCUGUGCAGCUUCGCGUGCCACUACGGCUAUUGUCCUCCCGGUCCUUGCGUAUGUACGAAGCACGGCGAUCCCGUGUCACCUCCACCGGCUACGGGCCAGGUAG
Penicillium lagena is the source of this 807-nucleotide messenger RNA. RefSeq lists its product as uncharacterized. The coding region runs from base 1 to 807 and encodes 268 amino acids. The transcript is spliced from 3 exons. The record is from RefSeq and is a predicted model, not a curated record. NCBI's taxonomy places the organism in Eukaryota, Fungi, Ascomycota, Eurotiomycetes, Eurotiales, Aspergillaceae.